AACACACUAAAUACAAAGCCAUCUACAGAAGAAGAAGAAGAAGAAGAAGAAGAAGAAGAGAGAGAGAGAGAGAAAGGGAGAGAUGAGCUUUUCGUCGACGGCGGGAUAUCUGGCUCGGCGAGCCGCCCAGAAGGAAAGGGUUCGGAUCCUUUACCGGCGAGCUCUCAAAGACACUCUCAAUUGGGCCGUCCAUCGCCAUCUCUUUUACCGAGAUGCGUCGGACCUCCGGGAGAGAUUCGAGGCUCACAAACACGUGGAAGAUCUCGACACAAUAGACAGGCUGAUAGCUGAUGGGGAAGCUUCCUAUAAUAAGUGGCGACAUCCUGAUCCCUAUAUUGUUCCUUGGGCUCCCGGUGGUUCUAAGUUUACGCGAAACCCAACUCCACCUGAAGGGAUCGAGAUCAUAUAUGGCUAUGGGCGGGAAGAUCACUGAAAUCUUCAUUAUCAUGGUAAUUAAUAAAGGUCGAAAUGGUUCGUGGCCUCGUCAGAGCUGAUGAUGAAAAAAAAGGAGCUCUUUGAUGUGUGAACUUGAAUGAACACAGAUUAUAGUCAUUCCUUGUUGAUUUGCUUUCUAGUUUUUGCCCAGAUGUGCAAAUUUGACAUAGAAAAAAUCACCGUUAGAACGGGGUGUGAUGCUACAACUUUUGGUUAAUUUAAGUGUUCAUCCUUUGCAUGUACCUAUCUUUCUGUGAAUGCGGCUAAUUUUUAUUUUUACUUUUGGUGGGAACUUUGGCUAAGGAAGUCUCCAGGAUGAGCAGUUUGCCUGAUUGCUUGUAAUUGCAUCAGAUGUUGAAACUGUGAGGAUGAAUAACAUGAAUUUUUAAACAA
Messenger RNA from Benincasa hispida (wax gourd), 828 nucleotides. It is a transcript of the gene CIB22, whose product is annotated as LYR family of Fe/S cluster biogenesis protein. NCBI's taxonomy places the organism in Eukaryota, Viridiplantae, Streptophyta, Magnoliopsida, Cucurbitales, Cucurbitaceae. Gene Ontology annotation, cellular component: respiratory chain complex I. The record is from RefSeq and is a predicted model, not a curated record. Gene Ontology annotation, biological process: mitochondrial electron transport, NADH to ubiquinone.